Messenger RNA from Malassezia japonica, 1398 nucleotides. RefSeq lists its product as uncharacterized. NCBI's taxonomy places the organism in Eukaryota, Fungi, Basidiomycota, Malasseziomycetes, Malasseziales, Malasseziaceae. Gene Ontology annotation, cellular component: cytoplasm. Gene Ontology annotation, biological process: mRNA destabilization. Bases 1 to 1398 code for a protein of 465 amino acids. Gene Ontology annotation, molecular function: mRNA binding; N6-methyladenosine-containing RNA reader activity. The transcript has 3 exons. The record is from RefSeq and is a predicted model, not a curated record.
AUGGUGGACGAAGAAGCUGAGCCACAUCCAAAGACUCCAAAAGAGGAUGCGCCGCACGGACGCCCCAGUGCCAGGCCACUGGACCCCGAGGCGGAGCACGAUGCACUACUGCAGCGUCUCUUUAUGCGGGGGAACCGCCCGCCAUGCAACCAGCGCCUCCCUCCGGAUGUGUGGGGCGACGAGGAGGCGUGGUCGCCCCAGCGCCCCUCUGUCUCGGAUAAGCGCGAGGUGUGGCCGACCGCUGUUCCUAGCGUGCCGCGGCACAGUGCGCCGCAUUCGGCACUGGAGCCGUCGUCGUCGCACUUGCCGCUGUCGCCCACGUCGCACCUGCCGCACUCGCCGGCAAGCGACGGCUCCGGCGCCGCCUUAUCGCGGCAUUCGAGCCUCGAUCACGGUACGUGGAUGGCAGACUCGCUGGCACCGAGCAUGCAGUGGCCGCCGCCGAAGCGCAUGCCCAUGGACCAUUCGCAGAGCUUAUCGCGAGGAUCGCGCCGCAAUGCAUCGCUGCAAGUCACGACCGAUUUCAACGAUUCCCUUCCCCACGGAGUCGGCGCCCGGUCCGCGUCCGCGUCGCUCUGGCCGUCGCGCAAGCUGGCCGAGUCGGCGACGAACGACUCGCCGCGUCGUACGUCGUCGAUCCGCUCGUCGUCGUCGCUCUGGCCGCCGCUUGCACUCCACGAGCCGCCGGCAGAGCGCGACGAGCGGCGGGGUUCGGAUCCCGUCGCGGCUCUUGCGCGCAUGUCGCUGUCGGAUCCUCCUAUGACGUCGCCGACGUCGAAAAUGGGCCUGGACCGGACCAACUCGCACCCCGCAUCACCCGCCGGUGCGCUGGAUGCGCAGGCGCAGGAAUACACGCCUUACAUGCCCUACUAUUACUCUUACAUGCCCCCUGCUUCUCCUUCUCUCUCUAUACCUGUGCGCUCGUUUGUCAUCAAAAGCUUCACAGACGUCGACGUGGAAAAGUCGCUUGUUCACGGCGUCUGGACGAGCACGGAAAAGGGCAACCGGCGUCUAGAUCAGGCGUGGGCGACCAGUGGCCACAUCGGCCCGAUCUACCUCUUCUUCUCCGUGAACGGAAGUGGCCGAUUUUGCGGUGUGGCGCAGAUGAUGUCUGGUCUGGACUACAGCCAGAGCAGCUCGAUCUGGGCGGAAGGACACCGCUGGAAAGGUCUUUUUCGUGUGCGCUGGCUCCUGGUCAAGGAUGUGCCCAACUCCCAGCUGCGCCACAUCCUCCUGUCGAACGUAGGCGAGGUCAAGCCCGUGACACAGAGCCGCGACACCCAAGAGCUGCUUCCGGCAGCCUCCAACGAGCUGCUGCGCAUAUUUUGUACAUACAUGAGCUACUCUACGCUCCCUGCCGCUGCGGAGAUGUACAACGGAUACCGCACUGACCCAUAG